UGCUACGGGCCCGAUUUUGGGGGCCCACAGGGCCGACCCUGGUGGAGGCCCUUGUGGGGCCAUAGCGUGCGGGAGAGUGUUUCUCCUCUGAAAAGAGCAAAAAGGCCCGGCGUCGUCCAGUCUGUCAAAAAGCCCCCGCGUGACCUCACUCCCCCCGCCUCGGCGGCUAUAUCUGGCAUUAUUGUGCAGAAAACAUAAA
Messenger RNA from Amoebophrya sp. A120, 199 nucleotides. The record is from the annotation of a GenBank genome assembly. NCBI's taxonomy places the organism in Eukaryota, Dinophyceae, Syndiniales, Amoebophryaceae.